AUGAAACUCUUAGAAAAAAUGAUAUAUUUAGAAUUCUUGAUGAUAACAAUGGCGAUGUGGCUCGUGCCCAUGAGUUACGGUCAAGUAGCCGAUGUUAGGGAUCAAGCCAGGUCAGUGGGCACUGCUUGGUCUGACGCACGAGCCACAUUUUAUGGUGACAUUCAUGGUGGAGGAACUCAACAGGGAGCUUGUGGAUACGGCAAUUUAUUCAAACAAGGCUAUGGUCUAGCCACAGCAGCGUUAAGCACGGCACUCUUCAACAACGGGUACACAUGCGGUGCUUGCUUUGAGAUCAUGUGCACGAAUGAUCCACAAUGGUGUUUGCCCGGAUCCAUCAAGAUCACCGCUACAAACUUCUGUCCAUCAAAUUACACCAAAAACAAAGACAUUUGGUGCAACCCACCACAAAAGCACUUUGAUCUCUCCCUACCCAUGUUCCUCAAGAUCGCAAAGUACAGAGCCGGGGUUGUCCCAGUUAAAUACAGGCGUGUCCCUUGUAUGAAAAUGGGUGGUGUCAAGUUCGAAACCAGUGGAAACAAAUACUUCUUAUUGAUCUUGCCAUACAAUGUAGGAGGAGCUGGAGACAUUAAAUACAUACAAGUUAAGGGGAACAAGACCGGGUGGAUAACAAUGACAAAGAACUGGGGACAACAUUGGACCACUAGUGUUGUAUUGAUCGGCCAAGGGUUAUCGUUCAGGGUUACGACAAGUGCUGGGAUUACAAAAGAUUUCAUAAAUGUGGUGCCGAAAAACUGGGGUUUCGGACAAACUUUUGAUGGAAGGAUUAAUUUUUAG
Messenger RNA from Capsella rubella, 795 nucleotides. RefSeq names its product expansin-A22. The transcript is spliced from 2 exons. The record is from RefSeq and is a predicted model, not a curated record. Bases 1 to 795 code for a protein of 264 amino acids. Gene Ontology annotation, biological process: plant-type cell wall organization. Gene Ontology annotation, cellular component: extracellular region. NCBI's taxonomy places the organism in Eukaryota, Viridiplantae, Streptophyta, Magnoliopsida, Brassicales, Brassicaceae.